UUUAGUCUCGGCUUUUAAUACCGUUUUAGAGCGUUUUCGAGUUGGUCGUGUUUUUGUUAACCAAAAAUCGAAAAAAAAAACUUAACCAAUUCCCAAAAAACUUUUCAUAAAAUAAAACUCUUCGGCUGUGCUAAAAAACCGAUAUAAAACAAAAUUGUACUUAAAAUUCCGCGCAUACAAAAUAAAGUUUAUAAAAAACUUUUUUCGCUCGCUUUGUUGCACAUUAACAUAAGCAUUUAAAAACGGUGUAAAAGACGAGGAAAAGGCAAACGUUAACAACUUCUUCAUCUUCGUAUUAUUAUUUUUUUUUUUUGGAGAAACAUAAAAUCAGCAAUAAAAUACUUUUAUGCAUGCGAGUCCUCGUCGUUCGAUAAGCAAAGGAAAAAAACAGACAAUUAAAUAAAUUUGCUGAAUUCCUUUUUUUUUCAUUUAUUUUGCCUGGAAAGUUUCGAACGGAAAUGUAAACUACUCGCCCCCGCCCGAUCGACGAGCCAAUUUUCGAUUUUUUUUCGAGUCAACUCGCGGCCAGCAGCAAAAUUCUAAGAACAGGCCUACUAACACCACCACACCACACAUUUGCUGUAAAACCCCAAUUUGUUGUCAAAUAAACAAAUAAAAGAGGAAAUCCAAAAGCCAAACGCAUCAAAUACACAACAAACAAACAAAAAAGACGGAAGUGUUUUUAUAAAGCGGCAAAAAGCAAAGCGGCGCAUCCUGUUUCGGUUUUUUCCACACUCUCUCGCACUCUCUAACUCAGUUGCUCUCUUUCUCUCAAUCGCUUGCGCACUGACCACGGACUGCAGCAUUAAGAGUUGUUAGACAUCCACAAAAAAAACUCCAAAUAAUAAUAAACAACUGCAAGAAAACGCGGCUAACGCAAUCCGUCUACUUUGCCGCUUCUAUUUGUUCUUCCACAAUCCCGAUUGUUGAUUGAUAUACGAUAUAACCAACUCCAAGCGAUCCGCACAGACCGACCAACAAGAUGACCGGUUUCACUAACGGGGGCUUCGAGAACGAUGAGCCCGUCAAGCCAAAAGCUGGUUUCGAGCCAGACACCGCCUCGCUGCGAGAGAAAGUUGUGCUGAAUCCGGCCGAGAAAUGGCGCAUCUUAAAGAAUAUCUCGAUUAUCUCGAUUGCAUUUAUGGUGCAGUUUACAGCAUUUCAGGGCACAGCCAAUCUACAGUCCUCGAUCAAUUCCAAGGAUGGCCUGGGCACAGUGUCGCUGAGUGCGAUUUAUGCGGCUCUGGUCGUCUCCUGCAUAUUCCUGCCCACACUGAUCAUUCGGAAGUUGACGGUGAAAUGGACGCUAGUGUGCAGCAUGCUCUGCUAUGCACCCUACAUUGCAUUCCAGCUGUUCCCACGAUUCUACACACUGGUGCCAGCUGGCAUUCUAGUGGGCAUGGGGGCGGCGCCAAUGUGGGCGUCGAAGGCCACAUAUUUGACACAAGUGGGCCAAGUGUAUGCGAAGAUCACUGAUCAGGCGAUCGAUGCGAUUAUUGUGCGCUUCUUUGGCUUCUUCUUUCUGGCCUGGCAGUCCGCUGAGCUUUGGGGCAAUCUGAUCUCUAGCUUGGUUCUCUCCAGCGGUGCCCACGGCAGCGGUGACUCAAGCAGCGCAAAUUCCACCAUUAGCGAAGAUGAUUUGCAGUAUUGUGGUGCCAGUUUCUGCACCACUGGCGCCAGCGGACACGGCAAUCUGGAACGUCCACCAGAUCAUGAGAUCUUUGAGAUUUCGAUGAUCUAUUUGUCCUGUAUUGUUGCUGCCGUCUGCAUUAUAGCCUUCUUCCUGGACCCCCUGAAGCGUUACGGUGAGAAGCGUAAGGGUUCAAAUUCUGCCGCUGAGAUAUCGGGUCUCCAGCUGCUCUCCGCCACAUUCCGCCAGAUGAAGAAACCCAAUCUGCAGCUGCUCAUUCCAAUCACCGUGUUCAUUGGCAUGGAACAGGCCUUCAUUGGCGCUGACUUCACCCAAGCCUAUGUAUCUUGCGCUCUGGGCAUCCACAAGAUCGGCUAUGUGAUGAUCUGUUUCGGCGUGGUUAAUGCCCUCUGCUCUAUUCUGUUCGGAUCGGUAAUGAAAUACAUUGGCCGUACACCUAUCAUUGUUCUCGGCGCUGUCGUUCACUUUACACUCAUCUCCGUGAUGCUCUUCUGGCGCCCAAGUCCCGACAAUCCCAUCAUCUUCUAUGCCAUGUCCGGCCUUUGGGGUGUUGGUGAUGCCGUCUGGCAAACACAGAUCAAUGGUCUCUAUGGUCUACUCUUCAGACGAAACAAGGAAGCUGCCUUCUCCAACUACCGUCUCUGGGAAUCGGCUGGCUUUGUUAUCGCCUACGCUUAUGCCACAACGCUCUGCACCCGCAUGAAGCUCUACAUUCUGCUUGCGGUUCUCACGCUCGGCUGCAUCGGCUACGUCAUUGUCGAAAUUCUGUACAGAAAGAAGCAACGCAAGAUCAAGAAGCAAGAGAAAUUGGAGGCCGCCGAGAAGGAGAAGGAGGCUGCUGCCGCCGCCGCUGCUGCUGCUGCCGCUGCCGAGGCGAAUGUCGGCGUCGACGGCGUCGAGGAGACCGAUGAUGAGCUCGAUGAUCUCGAAGAAGAUAUUGUAGUCACGCGUCUGUAAUAAUCUAACAAAGCAAAAGCAAAAACAAAACUCUAUCUAACCUGUUGAUUGUUGUAUGUUCUAUUUGUUUGUUUUGUCUUAACGCCGCCGUCGACGUCGUCGUCGCAGUCGCAGUCGCUGCUGUGACGGACGCCACAAAAAAAGCGUUGCAUACACGCGGGCGCGCUCUUUCACAUACCACACUACACAGACACAGACACACACGCAUACGUACGCGCGCGCGCACACACACACGCACGCACGCAUGUGGAGUGUCAUUUGAUUUGUCGUCGUUGUAUCUAGUUUAUAGAACAUUAGUAGUACAUUAAAAAAAGAAAACAAAAGA
Messenger RNA from Scaptodrosophila lebanonensis, 2933 nucleotides. Its product is annotated as UNC93-like protein. Gene Ontology annotation, biological process: regulation of muscle contraction; regulation of potassium ion transport. Gene Ontology annotation, molecular function: potassium channel regulator activity. The transcript is spliced from 6 exons. NCBI's taxonomy places the organism in Eukaryota, Metazoa, Arthropoda, Insecta, Diptera, Drosophilidae. Bases 983 to 2608 code for a protein of 541 amino acids. The record is from RefSeq and is a predicted model, not a curated record. Gene Ontology annotation, cellular component: striated muscle dense body; plasma membrane.